GGUAAAUACGUGAGUUUGUUUUGUGUUUUGCAUAGUGAGAGUGGGUAGUGGCACGUGAAACGAGAAAUAUGACAACUGCUAUGAAUGCGAUGAAGAAAAAAGUAACACAAAAUGAUCUUAGAAGAAUAAUGAGUGAACAGAAGCAGAAGCUUCUACAGUCUGUAAAAAAAAUUGAUUCACCUCUGGCAAAGUAUACCGAUUCAGGUCAACUUACGUGCAUCCUGUGUGAUUCGGUGGUGCGCAGUGAGGCAGUGUGGACUGUGCACAUCAACAGCAAGCAGCACCGUGAAAAUGUUGCACAGGUUAAGAAGAAACGAGAAGCAGAGCGCGAGCGAGAACGUAUUGCGGAACUUGCCCGUGUGCAAGUCAAGAGGCGGCCACCCACACCACCACCACAGCCAGCUAAGAAGCUGAAAAGUAUCUUGAAGAAUGCCAGUGAAAGUCCACCAAUAGUAGUCAACAGCAUUCCACCUGACUUUUUUGAUGGAUCAGCGCAGAUGAAAACUGCCCCUCCCGCAACACUGCCUGAGAAAAAGACCGUACAGUCGAGGGUUCUGUUGGUUCGAGGUGUGCCGUCGGAUGACGAUGAGGAGGAUGAGGUAGAAAAUGAUGGUGAUGAGGCUGUGUUGAAGGCUAAGGAAGAGGAAGCUGAGACAGAUGCGAAGGAUGAGAAGGCUGCAAAAAAUAGCAAAGUGGCUGCAGAAGAUGCCUUACCUGAAGGAUUUUUUGAUGACCCUCUGUUGGAUGCUAAGGCUCGAAAUGUGGAGUAUAAAGACCCAGUGGAGGAGGAGUGGGAGAGGUUCCAGCGAGAGAUUAAGGCGACGGAGAACAUGUCUGCUGCCAUUAUAGCAGAGGACCAGGAGGCAGCGACUGCAGAGAGGCAGAUAGAUGAGAUAGACGAGCAGAUACGCAACUGGUCCAGGGUUUUGGACCUCGAAAGGAAGAAGGAGCUAGUGGCGCAACAGUCGAACACUUCUGGGAAGGGCGGAGCAGGAGCCAGCGAUGAAGAGUCGCCCAACAGUUCGGACGAGCUCGACCCUGACAGUUUUGACGAGUACCUGGACUGGCGAGCGAAAAAGUCCUUCAAGUGAGAAGGCGGAUUGCAGUUUUGGAUGCCAUUGCCAGGUUACAGUGGAGGUGCAUAACUGCUGUUGUUCCAACAACCACGUCUCAGAUCAUUUUUUGAAAAAUAAUGGGAGAAUCGAGCAGUGUUCUUGUGGGUCUGCAACUGGACAUUGUAA
Molecule: messenger RNA, 1241 nt
Organism: Schistocerca cancellata (South American locust)
Lineage: Eukaryota; Metazoa; Arthropoda; Insecta; Orthoptera; Acrididae
Product: zinc finger protein 830
Exons: 5
Coding region: 69-1091 (340 amino acids)
Biological process (GO): nuclear DNA replication; mitotic DNA damage checkpoint signaling; mitotic DNA replication checkpoint signaling
Cellular component (GO): spliceosomal complex; nucleus
Molecular function (GO): zinc ion binding; nucleic acid binding
Source: RefSeq, a predicted model, not a curated record